AGAAUUCAAACCGGAUUUUGCGUCAUGCACGAAGUCCCUUGAAGACCUCGAAAAUGGCCGUCAAAGCAAAGGGAUUUUAAUCUGCUGUCGAAUUAACGUUGCUUCUUUGACACGUCAUGCAACAUAUCACACAUAGUGGGUUUCUUUUAGAGCAGCUGAAGAGGCAGCAAGAGAGAAGCUUUCUGUGUGACUGCACAGUGGCGAUAGGACAGGAUCGGUUCCAGGCCCACCACAAUGUUCUGGCCGCUUUUAGCGAAUAUUUCUCUAAGCAGUGUAUUGACAUCGGAAGAGAGGAUACCACUAUAACUUUAGACCCAGAGUUAGUAAAUGGUGCUGUGUUUGAAAAACUAUUGACAUAUAUAUACACAGGGGACUUAAAUAUGGACAGGGAAGAAAUUGAAAAUUUUCAGAAAGCUGCAUCUUACCUUGGAAUGCCAAAGAUUGUGGCCUACUGUUCCUUAAGCCAAGAUGAUACCAAAAGUGGUGCUUCACCUGUGAGAAAAACAGAGUAUUUAGAUCCACGAUCCCCGCUGAGCCCAGAUGACUAUGAACCUCUAGAGCCGAUCUCGGAGGUGGAGGAAUGUGAGCGGAUAAGGGAGGAAAUGUCUAAAGAAGAUGGGUCUCAGAUUGAUCUUGCUUCAAUGGAUGAAGCCCAGUCAUCUGGUGAACAGACACCUCUCGGCAAGAGAGGGAGAAAACCCAAAGCCAGGCUCUAUGAGGAUGGCCUUGAAAGGGAGCAGAUUUGUGCUCGGGGAGGAAGAGGUACUGGUAGACCAAGAGGUCGCCCGAGGCUGAGGCCGUUGACUUCUGAUUCAACUGCCCAAUCGCCAGCUCCACAAACCCCAAGUCCAAGCAGCGUUGUAGGAAGAGGAACUGGAAGACCAAGAGGUCGCCCACGGAUUAGGCCAUUGUCCACUGACAGAGCUGAUUCUGCCAACACUGAAGAUAGUUUGGCAGCAACAACAAACGAUCAAGAAGGGGAGACACCCAUCCACAAAAGAGGGUGCCCCCGAAUCAGACCCCUGUCAUCUGAAACACCUGAGACCACUGGAGCAGGAGAUGACAAAGCAGAUGAAGACCAAGGAGACAACCAAGAAACUCUUGAGGAAGAUGGCGAUAAAACAAAUGGUGGUAAGACCAAGACCGAUUCAAAGAAUCUAAAAGAAUUAGCAGUUGUCAAACAAGGGAGAGGUAGACCACGGAUUAAGGCGUUAUCCACAGAGAACCAACCAACAAACCUUGAGGCGGGAGCUACAAACAUUGAAGAAGGCUUAGAACCUGCUAAGACAAAAGAGAACCAAGGGACCCCACGUAAAAGAGGAAGACCUCGGUCCAAGCCACUUACUUCUGAGACAACUGAGUCUUCAAACCCAGGCGAUGGUGGAGAAGGAGUUGAUGACGGCAAAAGCCAAGGCUCUGAGAAACCUGCGGAUGAUUGUUCUGAGGAAGGUUCCUCUCAAGGUACAGAAGGCGCAGACGAUUCAGAGUCAGGUCCUGGCAAAAAGAUCCGUACCAGCACCAGAAAGAGGAGCUUGAGCAGAAAGCUCAAAGAAAGUCAAGCUAGCAAUGAGGAAGAAGAUGAAGAUGACGGUGAGGACUUUGGCAAUGACAGUGUGGACUGGGCUGCAGAAGAAGAGGUAAAACCCUUGCAGGAUAAACUCAGACCCAUUUGUAAUGUAUGCGGGAACCUCUUCUCAGAGUUGAGCAGCCUGCGCAGACACAUGCGUAUACAUAAGGGUAUCAAACCCUAUCAGUGCCAGCUCUGCACCCGCUCCUUCAGACAGGGCAACCAGUUAAAGACCCAUAUGCGCAUACACACUGGAGAGAAGCCCUUCGGCUGCACGUCUUGUGAGGCACGUUUUGUGCAGAAGUGUCAGCUGGUCUCUCAUUGCCGAAUGCAUCACGGAGAAGAAAAGCCGCACAAAUGUGACUUCUGUGAAGCGGCUUUUGCUACAUCUAGCAAUCUUAAAAUUCACAUAAGGAAACACAGUGGUGAGAAGCCCUAUGAAUGUGGAGAGUGUGGGAAGCGCUUCACACAGGCCAGCACUCUGAUGUACCAUAAGAGACGACACACAGGGGAGAAACCAUACAUCUGUGACACCUGUGGCAUGGCCUUCGCUGUGUCCAGCUCACUCAUCUCUCACAACAGAAAACACACAGGUGUGACUCCUUAUAUCUGCUUGGAUUGUGGUAAACCAUGCUUAAGCGCCAGUGAAUUAAGAAAACAUAUGGACAUCCACAAUGGAUCAAGAAAAGUAAAGUGCAACCUUUGUGGGAACACAUUUUCAGACAUUUAUUCCUUGAAGAAGCACAGUAUUUUCAAACAUAAUGUUCUUCCAGACCAAGAGCAGCAGACUCCUUCAAAAACCGACUCGGCGUCAUGUCCUCUCAAUAUCCCCAUUGACCACCAGGGCCUGAUUGCGCGUGUUCGCUCUGCCCUUGUCGAUUCCCCAGAGCACGAAAUUCAGAUGGAGCCACUUUUACCCCCAGAAGCCUCGCUCAUCAUCCAACAGUCUGCAGAGCCUCAUAUGAUUAUACAGCAUGCAGACGGCACAGAACCCUCCAUGAUUUUCCAGCACGCUGAUUCAUCAGAAGCACCGGUCAUCAUCCAGCAUGGAGAAUCCGGCGAGCAAGUCAGCUAUGUUGUGGAGCAGUAUGAAAUCCCAGCAACUGCUGAGAUGGAGCACACACAGAUUGUCAUUGUUCAGACCAUAGAUUAAAAUACCAAAUUUUACCUCUAUUUUAAAUGUAUUCUCUCCAUAUAAGAUUGUUAAAGGUAUAGUUCACCCAAAAAUGAAAAUUCUGUCAUUUACUCACCCUCAUGUUUUCCCAAACCUGUAUGAUGUUCUUUCAACUGUGGAACACAAAGGUUAUAGGAAGAAUGUCUUUCAUUGUAUGGGGGAAAAGAGCAGCAUCAACAUUCUUCAUAUUUUCUCCUCUUGUUCCACAGAAGAAAAGAAAAUCUUACAGAUUUGGAACAAUAUGAGGGUGAGUAAGUGACAACAGAAUUUACAUUUUUGGGUGAAUUUAUCCUUUAAUAGUGUAGAUCUCUUGAGAUGUCUCCUAGACGGCUAUCAUAGAGCAUUGGUAGGAUCAGUCACACCACUGUGAAAGCGACAGCUAAUUGUUAUAAACAUCCCUUCAGAUCAGUUUUAUUUAUUUUCUUUUUCAAAACUUUUGAAUGAAAAACAUCUUAGCAGAUAAUCAUUAAUACAGAACUAUUGUAACGAUUGUUAGUGUGUUUACCUUCAUUUUUUUUACAUAGUUGGUCAUAUUCAGAGCAGAAUCUGGAUAAUUAAAGGCAUCAAGUAUUGAAAUAAAGGGAAGGCCAAACUUAAGUUUAGCUGUGCUUCAAACAUGCAUUUUGGUUCAGUUGUUUAAAAAUAAUUUUACUUUUCUAUUUAAUUGUAAGGACAACAUGGUAAUAAUCUGAUAUUUUGAGCCAUGCGAUUUGCCUUUUAGAAGCUGAAAAUGUAAAUACCUAUAAUGUUAUAUGACCUGGUCUGAGAACAGUUUCUUAUACUUUGUGAAUGAAAUUAGGAAUUCUAACAAACCGGGUAACUUUUAUAAUAAAUCAUCUCACACCAGACUAUUCAUUGUCAUGCACAUUUCU
Myxocyprinus asiaticus (Chinese sucker) is the source of this 3613-nucleotide messenger RNA. RefSeq names its product myoneurin-like. The coding region runs from base 117 to 2720 and encodes 867 amino acids. The record is from RefSeq and is a predicted model, not a curated record. Lineage: Eukaryota; Metazoa; Chordata; Actinopteri; Cypriniformes; Catostomidae. Gene Ontology annotation, cellular component: nucleus. The transcript is spliced from 8 exons. Gene Ontology annotation, biological process: regulation of transcription by RNA polymerase II. Gene Ontology annotation, molecular function: DNA-binding transcription factor activity, RNA polymerase II-specific; RNA polymerase II cis-regulatory region sequence-specific DNA binding; protein binding.